Panicum hallii is the source of this 976-nucleotide messenger RNA. RefSeq names its product probable NADPH:quinone oxidoreductase 1. Gene Ontology annotation, cellular component: cytosol. Gene Ontology annotation, molecular function: oxidoreductase activity; FMN binding. The transcript is spliced from 3 exons. Lineage: Eukaryota; Viridiplantae; Streptophyta; Magnoliopsida; Poales; Poaceae. The record is from RefSeq and is a predicted model, not a curated record. Bases 125 to 724 code for a protein of 199 amino acids.
UCUACGUCCCCUCUAUUUACUGGCUGAGCUCGAGAGCAAGAGUGUGCUCGAGGCAGGAGGACGACAAGCAGCACUGACUACUGAGGAGUGAGGAACUGAAGACCAGUGCGACGCUGCGUCGAGGAUGGAAGCGCCGGCGGCGAAGCCCGUCCUCCGCGUGGCCGCCAUCUGCGGCUCCAUCCGCAAGGCCUCCUGGCACCGCGGCCUCAUCCGCGCCGCCGCGGAGGUGUGCGAGGAGUCCAUCCCGGGGCUUCGCGUCGACGACGUGGACGUCGCCGACCUGCCGAUGCUCAACACAGACCUCGAGACCGACGGCGGCCGGGGCUUCCCGCCCGCCGUCGAGGCGUUCCGCGCCAAGGUCCGCGACGCCGACUGCUUCCUCUUCGCGUCGCCAGAGUACAACUACUCCAUCACCAGCCCGCUGAAGAACGCGCUGGACUGGGCCUCCAGAGGCGUCAACUGCUGGGCGGACAAGCCCGCCGCCAUCGUCUGCGCGGGGGGCAACUUCGGCGGCGGCAGGUCGAGCUACCACCUGCGCCAGGUCGGGGUGUUCCUGGACAUCCACUUCCUCAACAAGCCGGAGCUCUUCGUCUUCGCGUUCGACGACCCGGACAGGUUCUUCGACGCCGACGGCAACCUGAUCCACGCCGAGACCAGGGAGCGCCUCGGGAAGGUGCUCCUGUCGCUCCAAGCCUUCACCCUCAGGCUCCAGAACAAGGAUUGAAGUUGAACCGAUCGAGUCGCCGACGGAUCACCGUAGUACCUGUACCGUGCUCUGCCAAUAAUCUGCGUUUCCCUUCAACGCCUGUAUGAGUAUGCCUGGAACAAACCCCUUAUGAUCAAACCGGCCCAUGGGGCCGGGAGAACAAGCUACUCCUCAACGUGCGUAGUGUUUGAUGACUUGAUCUUGUACCUCUUUCAAAUAUUGAAUCGGAAUCGUUAAAUAACGCAGUACCUUCUAGUCCUGUUAAAUUCA